UUCCCUCAAGUCACCUGAUUGGCUGCUGACUCGGCGGUCGAGCUUUCAAGAGUAGCGGCGGAAGUGGACGACGAACGUUAACGUGAACGUUUCCCCUUUUUAACAACAAAAUGCGUUAAUUUGGAAUUAUUCCUUUCCGCCAUGUUCGUGCUGUACUUCCCUCUUCAAACUACGAAGCGGCCUCCCUGUUCCAUUUCCUGACACCCACCACGAUGUCCGCCUGGCUCCGCGUUUUCGCCUCGCUGUUGACGCUCGGCGCCCCCGCGGCGGCGUCGGGCUCCAAGCGGCCGCACAUCGUGUUCAUCCUGGCGGACGACUUGGGCUGGCACGACGUAGGCUACCACGGUUCGGAGAUCAAGACGCCCAACUUGGACAAGCUGUCGGCCGCGGGCGUCCGCUUGGAGAAUUACUACGUCCAGCCGCUGUGCACCCCUUCCAGGAGCCAGCUCAUGACCGGACGCUACCAGAUCCACACGGGCAUGCAGCACCAGAUCAUCUGGCCGUGUCAGCCGUCCUGCGUGCCGCCGGACGAGACGCUGCUCCCUCAGUUGCUGUCGGACGCGGGCUACGCCACGCACAUGGUGGGCAAGUGGCACCUGGGCAUGUACAAGAAGGACUGCCUGCCCACGCGCCGCGGCUUUCACUCCUACUUUGGCUAUCUCACGGGAAGCGAGGACUACUACACCCACUUCUGCUGCCACCCCAUCGCCGGUCUCAACGUCAGCCGCUGCGCUCUGGACCUGCGGGAGGAGGAAGCGCCCGCCGCGGGGUACAAAGGCGACUAUUCCACCGAGCUGUUCAGCCAGAGGGCCGUCCGGAUCAUCGCCACGCACGACCCAAAAAAGCCUCUCUUCCUGUACGUGGCGCUGCAAGCCGUCCACGCGCCGCUGCAAGUGCCCGAACGCUACGUGGCGCCGUACGCCUUCAUCCGGGACCCGGACCGCCGCCUGUACGCCGGCAUGGUGGCCGCCAUGGACGAGGCGGUGGGCAACAUCAGCUCGGCGUUGCGCCAGGCCGGGCUGUGGGGUGACGGCGUCCUGGUCUUCUCCACAGAUAACGGCGGUCAGACGCUGUUCGGCGGCAGCAACUGGCCGCUGCGAGGCAGGAAGUGGUCGCUGUGGGAGGGAGGAGUCCGCGGCGUGGGGUUCGUGUCCGGGCCGCUGGUGGAGCGGCCGGGCUGCGCCAGCCGGGAGUUGAUCCACGUCUCGGAUUGGCUGCCCACGCUGGUGGGACUUGCCGGCGGCAGCCUCAACGGCACCAAACCCUUGGACGGAUUCGACGUGUGGAACACCAUCAGCAAAGGCUUUGCCUCGCCCAGGCUGGAGCUGCUGCACAACAUUGAUCCAAUGUACAUCGACAUCGCCCCGUGUCCCGGCUCAGAGGAUCCGCGGGCGUCGGAUCGGCGCGCCGACGGCAAAGGCGCCUUCCGGGCCGGCUUCAACGUGUCCAUCCACGCCGCCAUCAGGUCGUCCAAGUGGAAGCUGCUCACGGGGUACCCAGGUUGCGACGUUUGGUUCCCGCGGCCCGGCCACAACGUCUCCUCGUCCCGUCGGCCCCCGGGGCCGCUAAAGCCCGUGAUGCUGUUCGACGUGGAGAACGACCCCGAGGAGAGGAAAGAGGUGUCGGCCAGCUACCCCGGCGUGGUUGACCGCCUCCUGGCCCGGCUGCGCCACCACCAGGAGAGCGCUCUGCCCGUCCACUUCCCCGACGACGACCCGCGCUGCGACCCGGGCCCCGCCGGAGCCUGGGGACCCUGGGCCUAGAUGACCGGGAUUCUGGACAUUUUGACAAAACGCAAUACAGUAAUUGUCAUAUUUUGUAAGUAUACAUCGAUUGAUCAAAUUUUGGACAUUUCUGCGUCGGCUUAAUAAAGCACUGAAACGUUAGCACCGUCGCCGUCAUUCCUCGGAUUCAAACGACUUUGUGCUAAAGGGGGUUAGCGCGCUAUUUGCGAUCGACGGGUGAGGAAUUUGGCGUCUCGCUUCACCCGGGGGGGGGAAUCAUUUGCACGUCUGGAAUCCGAGCGGGAGACGCUAAUUUUCCCCGGACAUAAUAUUCUCUUUGUACCUUGACCCCCGUGGCAUUUGACCUCACCGAGGAAGAACCCCCCCCCCCCUUCGCGCCUCCUUCCUCGCGAACUUUAAUGUGGGGAUGGCGACCUUUGAACCGCCGUCUUCAACAUGUGGACGCCAAAAAGAGGUCUCAAGAAACCAUUACAGAAGGAAAUUUUAGCAAGUUUAGCAAGAAACGCGGAGUAGACGCGUUUUGUUUACUUUAGCGAGACGCAUAAAAACGGCGGCACUCCUCAGAACGCUAGCGAUCUGCUCAGCUGUUGGCCCUUCUUGAUGAAAAAGGUUAAGACUCGGAUUGAAACGGCGACAACAGGGAGCGCCCAGCUGCUUUCGGACAUCCGACUUGCGCCUUUCAACGACUUCCAUACAUACAGGAAGUCACAAAUAGAAUAUCGUACACGAGUACAAAUAGCACAUUAUGCUUUUCCGGGCCACAUAAAUUCAUGCGGCGGGCCGGAUGUGGCUCCCGGACCUCGAGUUUGAUAACUCUGCCUUAUGGUAUGUUCAUCCAACCAUUUUUUUUUGAGCCGCUUAUCCUCACACGGGUCACGUGAGCGCUGGAGCCCAUCCGAGCUAUCUUUGGGCAGGAGGCGGGGUUUGGUAUGUUCAUUGUGAUUGUGAAAAUGAAUUUAUUAAA
Messenger RNA from Syngnathoides biaculeatus (alligator pipefish), 2709 nucleotides. RefSeq names its product arylsulfatase B-like. Bases 213 to 1763 code for a protein of 516 amino acids. The record is from RefSeq and is a predicted model, not a curated record. The transcript has 8 exons. NCBI's taxonomy places the organism in Eukaryota, Metazoa, Chordata, Actinopteri, Syngnathiformes, Syngnathidae.